Molecule: messenger RNA, 684 nt
Organism: Lactuca virosa
Lineage: Eukaryota; Viridiplantae; Streptophyta; Magnoliopsida; Asterales; Asteraceae
Source: the annotation of a GenBank genome assembly
AUGCAACAAUCCACUGGCCAUUCCGUCUCUGUCGAUGAAGCCUAUCAUUCAUCGAUUCAACCUAAUGCAUUGACACUCAUGUUACAAGUUGUAGGAUCAACUUGGCUAAAUAAUUUCCUUGGGAUGAAGCACAACAACUAUUUUCUAUGGUAUUCGAAAGUGAAGUUUCAAAGGGAAUACUCGCGCAGUGGAGCAAUCAGGGAAUUAGGACAUCGAGGGAAAGAUGAAAAGGAAAAUGAUGAGGCAAGAUUGUUGCAAGAUCACUUAAAGAUUUUUCACUUGAAUCCGAUUGUGAUUUGCAAAAGGGUGAAAGUAGUAAUUCGUGUUCAUGAUGAAACUGGUUCUGCUUCUUUCAUGUUGUUUGACCGUCAUGUUAAAGAUAUUGAUCAAGGAUGCCACAUUAUCCCCAAUGAGUUCAAGAGCUUGGGUAAUAGGAAGUUUGUCUUUAAAGUUCACAUCUCAAAGUUCAAUAUCGAGAAAAAUUAUCUUUCUUACACUUUUCAUAAGUUGACUGAUGAUGAAAGUAUAGUUGUUGAGGUUUUCAAAAGGUCACCUAGUUACGAACAAGAGAGUAUUCAUGUUGAUGGUACUCCUAUUACAAAGUCAUAUAAGGAAAAGUCUGAUUCGGUCGAUGUUGAUAACGUUGACGUUGUUAAUCGUGAAUGUGUGACACGAACAAUGUAA